Molecule: messenger RNA, 1528 nt
Organism: Sesamum indicum (sesame)
Lineage: Eukaryota; Viridiplantae; Streptophyta; Magnoliopsida; Lamiales; Pedaliaceae
Product: 8-hydroxygeraniol dehydrogenase
Molecular function (GO): zinc ion binding; oxidoreductase activity, acting on the CH-OH group of donors, NAD or NADP as acceptor
Source: RefSeq, a predicted model, not a curated record
GCUCUCCUGUAUUGAUACCUCAUGAGCAACGUCACACAUUGCGGCCUGCGUGAUCUCUUCGCUAUAAAUACCACCCUUCACCCUCUGUGCUGGGAUCCAAGAACCCUUCUCAUUUCUGCUUUAGUUGAUUCGGUCGUCUGAGGUUUUCUUGAAAAACAGCUUCUGAAAAUGGCGAAAUCACCCGAAACAGAGCACCCAGUUAAGGCUUUUGGAUGGGCUGCCAGAGAUACAUCUGGCUCCUUUUCUCCUUUCAAGUUCUCAAGAAGGGCCACUGGUGAGCAUGAUGUGCAGUUCAAAGUUAUGUAUUGUGGUGUUUGCCAUUCGGAUCUUCACAUGGUCAAGAAUGAGUGGGGAUUCACCCAGUAUCCUAUUGUACCUGGACAUGAGAUUGUGGGAAUAGUAACUGAGGUAGGUAGCAAGGUGGAGAAAUUCAAGGUUGGGGACAAAGUCGGCGUUGGAUGCCUGGUUGGAUCAUGCCGCGAAUGCGACCAAUGUGCUAGCGAUCUUGAAAAUUACUGCCCCAAACAAAUACUUACAUACAGUGCGCCUUACACUGACGGAACCAUCACCUACGGAGGUUACUCUAAUCUCAUGGUUGCCGAUGAGCACUUCGUUGUCCGUUGGCCUGAGAAUUUGCCCCUCGACAUUGGCGCUCCUCUUCUAUGUGCUGGUAUUACUACUUACAGCCCGUUGAGGCACUUUGGACUUGACAAGCCGGGACUGAACGUUGGUGUCGUUGGUCUUGGCGGGCUUGGUCACGUAGCCGUAAAAUUUGCCAAGGCUUUUGGGACUACGGUGACGGUUAUUAGUACUUCUUUGAGCAAGAAGAAGGAAGCGAUUGAAAAUCUUGGCGCAGACAAGUUUUUGGUUAGCCGUAACCCAGAGGAAAUGCAGGCUGCAGCUGGAACCUUGGACGGUAUCAUUGAUACAGUCUCGGCAACUCACGCAGUUGCACCAUUACUGAGUUUGUUAAAGCCCCACGGGAAGCUUAUCUGUGUUGGAGCUCCAGAAAAGCCCCUUGAGCUACCCGUUUUCUCCCUGAUCAUGGGGAGGAAGUUGAUAGCUGGCAGUGCAAUUGGAGGGUUGAAAGAGACGCAAGAGAUGAUUGAUUUUGCUGCGAAGCACAACAUACUACCAGAUGUGGAGAUUAUCCCAAUAGAUUAUGUGAACACAGCAAUGGAGCGUCUUUUGAAAUCCGAUGUCAAGUACCGGUUCGUCAUCGACAUUGAGAAUUCAUUAAAAGCGGAGUAAGAUUCUUGCAACUGUCUGGGACCGCAAUAACAGUUUUUGCAGCAUAUCUUGGAUUCUCGAGAUACUUUCAUCGUCUUUGUUCGACUGGUGCUCAUGCUUUUCUUUCUUAGUUUCAUCCGCUGCUUUAGAAUAAUGAGUGGCUGACGGAAGUGAUCGUCAUGUUGUUAUCAUGCUUGCCGUAUUUUUGUGGUGAUCAAUGUAUACGGCAAUUGUAUUGUUAAUUUGCAUCGUGAAAGGGAAAUAUGACUUACAUAAGCCGCUUGUUGUUUGCCUUGCA